Molecule: messenger RNA, 2062 nt
Organism: Sceloporus undulatus (fence lizard)
Lineage: Eukaryota; Metazoa; Chordata; Lepidosauria; Squamata; Phrynosomatidae
Product: hepatocyte nuclear factor 6-like
Exons: 4
Coding region: 474-1745 (423 amino acids)
Biological process (GO): regulation of transcription by RNA polymerase II
Cellular component (GO): nucleus
Molecular function (GO): DNA-binding transcription factor activity, RNA polymerase II-specific; RNA polymerase II cis-regulatory region sequence-specific DNA binding
Source: RefSeq, a predicted model, not a curated record
UCACUCGCUCGCACGCCCAGGCCACGCCAGAGCUGUUUUAAUUUGCCAGGAGGACAAAGUGAGUGAGUGAGUGACCGAGGGCGCGUUUGCAUGUGCGUAUCGCAUCCGUUGGGUUUUUGGCUUGAAGUGAGCAGGGCCAUACUGGCGUAGCCCAGCUCCACGGCUGUAUACGGGGUGGGGAAUGCCGCUGGUCCCCCCUCCGGCCUCCCAACCCAAUUCUCUGCCUUGCACAUUGUCUUCCAUUUACCUAGGCCCACAUUGCCGAGCCUUCUUCCCCUAGAUCCAGUCCUGCAGAGCUCCACAAUGCCCAGGCAAUACACAGUCCGAGGCUAGGAGCUCAUCCUAGAUUCGAACCACCAGUCCGACCCAGUCUCCCUGUCGCUGCGGCCAGAAGUGACCGUUCCAAUUGUCUCGAGUGACUGAGGUUGGGCCCUGCGGCCAAAGGAAAGAUGGUGGCCUAGUGGGAGAGCACCAUGAACGUCCAGCUGAGUUUGGAGAACGGUGGGAGCGGAGAGAUGUCGGUCCAAGAGCAAGAAUUGAUGCAUAGCGACAGCCGAGCCCUGCACUCGGCCCUACAGCGGCCAUCUUUGGUGACCUCUGUCCUGGAGGGUAGUGAAUACCACCGAGCCGAGCAUGCCUUGGCCACCACACUGCACCCAGGGCUGGGUUUCGGGGGCGACUCGCCCACCUCUGGGGCUGGCAACAGCUACACCACCUUGACCCCUCUCCAGCCUUUGCAUGAGAAGUUCCACCACCAACAUCACCAUCACCACCACCAUCACCAGUGCCUGCCUAUGGGCAACGUCAUCGGGAGCUUCACCCUCAUGCGAGAAGACCGGGGCUUGGGCUCCGGUGGGAACUUUUAUAGCCCAUACCACAAGGAGAUUGGCAUGGGGCAAAGCCUCUCCUCACUGCCCAGCCCGCAGCUGGGGCCCAUGCACAACUACACCGGGCACUCAGCCGCCGGGCAUCUGGGCAAUGAGAAGAUGGUCAUUGGCAAUGGCUUUGACGCCCACUCAACCGCCAUGUUUGGCCGGAUGGAGCAACACUUCCCGCGGGAGAUGUCUCCCUCCCAGAGCUCCACCAUGGCCUCCCCCAACGCCAUGAGCCAAACCCCCUACGGCCACCCCCGGUCGGACCUGAACUCGCGGCCCAACCCGCCCAUCGCCACACAGACCACGGUCCUCUCCAGCCAACUGGAGGAGAUCAACACCAAAGAAGUGGCCCAGCGCAUCAUCGCCGAGCUCAAGAGGUACAGCAUUCCCCAAGCCAUCUUCGCAGAAAGGGUCCUCUGUCGCUCCCAGGGGACCCUCUCAGAUCUUCUGAGGAACCCCAAGCCAUGGAGCAAACUCAAGUCCGGGAGGGAGACCUUCAAGCGGAUGUGGCGGUGGUUGCAAGAACCUGAGUUCCAGCGGAUGGCAGCUUUAAGGUUAGAAGCCUGCAAAAGGAAAGAGCAAGAUCAAAGCAAAGCCGACAGAAACCACGUCCCUAAGCGCCACCGGCUGGUCUUCACCGACAUCCAGCGCCGCACGCUCCACGCCAUCUUUCACGAGAACCAACGGCCUUCCAAAGACCUUCAGAUCACCAUUGCCCAGCAGCUGGGCUUGGAGCUGUCCACCGUUAGCAACUUCUUCAUGAACGCGCGGCGACGGAGCCUGGACAAAUGGAUGGAGGAAGGGCGGUCUCCGUCGACGGCGGGCCACGCCGCUAACAGCUCCUCGGCCGUCACAUGUACCAAAGCAUAAUAGGCAAUGCCUCGACCCUUUCCCCCUAACUCUCCUUUUACACCAAAGAUGGCAGAACGUGGCGCUUGACCAAGCAGCCAAGAUGGCGGAACGCGGCGCUUGGUCAAGCUGCCAAGAUGGCAGAACAUGGUGUUUGGCCAAGCAUCCAAAAUGGCGGAAUGCAGCAUUUGGCCAAGCACCCAAGAUAGCGGAAUGUGACGCUUGGUCAAGCUUCCAAGAUGGCGAAACGUGGCGCUUGGCCUAGCAGCCAAGAUGGCGGAACAAAACUUGGCCAGGAAGUCAAGAUGGCAGAAUGCAAACUUGGCCCACAUGUUCCA